Cephus cinctus (wheat stem sawfly) is the source of this 1352-nucleotide messenger RNA. Its product is annotated as E3 ubiquitin-protein ligase PPP1R11. The transcript is spliced from 4 exons. Gene Ontology annotation, molecular function: protein serine/threonine phosphatase inhibitor activity; protein phosphatase 1 binding. The record is from RefSeq and is a predicted model, not a curated record. Bases 194 to 571 code for a protein of 125 amino acids. Gene Ontology annotation, cellular component: nucleus. NCBI's taxonomy places the organism in Eukaryota, Metazoa, Arthropoda, Insecta, Hymenoptera, Cephidae.
UAACGGAGAUCUAUAGAUCGUCACUGGGUUGCCGGGUCAUAUACAUAAUUUUUGAGUUAUCCAGAGUUAUCUGAAUCCUUUUCUUCGGGGACGAUGCCAUUUCAAUUUACCUAGUAUUUUAUUAAAACUGUGCACUGGUUCUUCUACAAGUGUUGAUAGUUUGUGAACUUUAGUGGAUCUUUGUGAAAAACUCAUGGAGACAUCCGUGAUGGCUGCUCAAUCCUCUUCCCAAACUCAAACGGAGACUGUCCUGGAAGGGGACGUCAUCGAUGGAACUCAGGAUGUACCUACCGUACGACUACGUUUACGAAAACCAAAAUCGAGUAAAAAAGUUCAAUGGACUCAGGGUACGGUAGACAAUGAGCAUAUGAAUAAAAAGAAGUCCAAAUGCUGUUGCAUUUAUGAGAAGCCAAAGAGCUUUGGAGAGAGCAGUUCAGAAGAUAGCGACGACGAGUGUGAACAUUGUCAUGGAAGUAAGGACAUCCAUAAGAAACCUUCGCCUAAUAGUGAUGAACCGUCCCAAGAUGAAAUUGCACCUCAACCAGAACCGGUAGUCACGGAUUCAACAUAAGUCGCUCGCUUUUCUUUUUCUUGUACGGUUAUUCAAAAAGGAAAUGUUAACGUAAGCUAUUGCAAAACUUCCUCUAACUAUACAAUAAAUAACGCCCGUGUCCUAAUAGUUAUCGAUGAAAAUUUUAAGCAGAUAUACUCCAAACGUGUGUAUAUUUAUAUUUAUUUAUGAUCCAUGUACGUUUUGAGUUAUGCUAAUACAGUAAACUUGUAUGGGUUAUAUGUAUAAUCUGUACGACGUUAUUUUCAAUAUUAAUUUUCUGCAUUUUCAUCCAUGAAUAUUAUACACUUCGACGUAUGAUACUUAAUCGUUUUAUGAUAAAAAAAAUAUAUCAUAAGAAAUAAUUAUUCAAAUACUAAUUAUUAGAACGUCACUGGACCAUCGUCAAUGAUGAAUCCCACGUUAUAGGCUGUUAUGAAUUUAUUCCUGUAACUUGUAAGGUAGCACUUCACUAAUUAGAAUGGUCCGUUAAAUAUGGAGGCUGCAUGUUAUCUUAAGAUAUAUAAAGUAUAUAAAAAAAUUUACUGUUAAUUUUGACUAUUCGAGCCUUGUGGUGGCUCGAAUGAAAGUGGGAAUAUUUAUGAGUCGUUCUUCUAUUGGAAUAAAUAUUUUUAUAGAUAUUAAUCAAAAUAAUGAGGGUCUCUUUGCAAAAGAUUCCACUCGCGAAAAGAUUUUGUUGCCAUUGCUGUAACGAUACUAUGGAAAAUGUUUUAAUAGUCAUCAUAUCACGGUUGUAAUUGUACAUUCAUUACAAUAAAAUGACGUAUGUUUCUCUAUUUUA